Molecule: messenger RNA, 3521 nt
Organism: Amphiprion ocellaris (clown anemonefish)
Lineage: Eukaryota; Metazoa; Chordata; Actinopteri; Pomacentridae
Gene: marchf6
Product: E3 ubiquitin-protein ligase MARCHF6
Exons: 25
Coding region: 303-3053 (916 amino acids)
Cellular component (GO): endoplasmic reticulum membrane
Molecular function (GO): zinc ion binding
Source: RefSeq, a predicted model, not a curated record
CGUUUCAGCAACACAGAGGAUGUAACGCCUUUCCAGUUUAUUGUCUUAUAUUAAACGGUACACCGUGACAUAAAAACAUUUUGUGUAUCGGCGAACGUAGACUGAGAGUGAGAGGACACAAAGAAGCAAAUGCUUUGGCGUUCAUCUGUGGGGAAACCAUUUUAUGAUUGCCAAUGCAUCCAAGCCAUAAGGAUACAGUCGUCUCGCUAGCUUAACUUAGCUAGCUAAACGAUACUGUCUGUGUCGUGGAUGGGUUCACUGUACAAGGUGCAAGAAACGUUGACCUGUGCUUAGCGAACAACAUGGAUACUGCCGAGGAAGCGGAUAUUUGUCGUGUGUGCCGCUCUGAGGGGACCCUGGACAAACCCCUGUACCACCCCUGUGUCUGCACUGGCAGUAUCAAGUUUAUCCACCAGGAAUGUUUGGUCCAAUGGCUGAAGCACAGCAGGAAGGAGUACUGUGAAUUAUGCAAGCACAGAUUUGCUUUCACACCAAUCUACUCCCCAGAUAUGCCCUCACGUCUGCCCAUCCAGGACAUUUGUGCUGGCCUGCUGACAAGUGUGGGCACGGCCAUUCGCUACUGGUUUCAUUACACGCUGGUGGCCUUCGCAUGGCUUGGGGUGGUUCCUCUCACAGCAUGUCGCAUCUAUAAGUGUCUUUUUACCGGCUCUGUGAGCUCCCUUUUGACACUGCCAUUGGACAUGCUCUCUACAGAGAACCUGCUUGCAGAUUGUCUCCAGGGUUGUUUUGUGGUGACUUGCACCCUGUGCGCAUUCAUAAGUCUGGUAUGGCUCAGAGAACAGAUAGUCCAUGGUGGUGCCCCCCAGUGGUUAGAGCAGCACCAACCACCACCACCCAAUGCAGCUGGACAAGCCAAUGAGGCACAGGCUGCAGGUCAAGGAGCAGCUGAUGAGCCUCCUGCAGCCCAGCCAGCUCCUGCUGAGCCUCCCGCCCAGAAUGAGGCAGAGCCUGAACCUCCUGAUGUCCCACCAGAUCAGGGUGAGGAUCCAGAACUUGAAGAAGAAGAGGGAGCAGCUGCUGAAGAUGCAGACCCCAACAAUGGAGCACAAGAUGACAUGAACUGGAAUGCUUUGGAGUGGGACAGAGCAGCAGAGGAACUCACCUGGGAAAGGAUGCUUGGCCUGGAUGGUUCACUGGUAUUUUUGGAACAUGUGUUUUGGGUAGUGUCUCUCAACACACUCUUUAUCUUGGUCUUCGCAUUUUGUCCCUACCACAUUGGACACUUCUCUGUUGUUGGUCUUGGCUUUGAGGAAUAUGUCCAAGCGUCUCACUUUGAGGGAUUGAUCACAACAAUUGUGGGCUACAUACUGUUGGCCAUGACGCUCAUCCUGUGUCAUGGACUGGCUGCUCUGGUCAGGUUCCAGCGCUCCCGGCGUCUCCUGGGAGUCUGCUACAUUGUUGUCAAGGUGUCCUUGCUGGUUGUUGUGGAGAUUGGUGUUUUUCCUCUGAUCUGCGGCUGGUGGCUUGACAUCUGCUCUUUAGAGAUGUUUGAUGCCUCACUUAAAGACAGAGAAUUGAGUUUCAAAUCAGCACCUGGUACUACUAUGUUCCUGCACUGGCUUGUAGGAAUGGUCUAUGUCUUCUACUUUGCUUCAUUCAUCCUUCUACUGAGAGAGGUGCUGAGACCUGGAGUGCUGUGGUUUCUGAGAAACCUCAACGACCCAGAUUUUAACCCGGUGCAGGAGAUGAUUCACUUGCCCAUCUACAGACACCUGCGGCGAUUCAUUCUGUCUGUGGUUGUCUUUGGCUCAAUCGUGUUGCUCAUGCUGUGGCUUCCCAUCAGGCUGAUAAAACUGCUGCUGCCCACCUUCCUCCCAUACAAUGUCAUGCUCUACAGUGAUGCCCCAGUCAGUGAGCUGUCUUUGGAGCUGUUAUUACUUCAGGUUGUGCUUCCGGCUCUACUUGAACAGGGACAUACUCGCCAGUGGCUCAAAGGCCUGGUCAGAGCCUGGACAGUCAGUGCUGGAUAUUUACUUGAUCUCCACUCCUACCUCCUUGGUGAGCAGGAGGACAAUGAUGCUAAUCAGCCUGUCAACAACAACAAUAAUAACAAUCCUCCCCAUGGACAUCAGAACAACAAUAACAACCCUGCUCCAGCUGUUGGUGAGGGACUUCAUGCAGCCCAUCAGGCCAUUCUGCAGCAAGGGGGACCAGUGGGUUUCCAGCCCUACCACCGACCUCUUCGCUUCCCAUUCAGGAUUGUGUUGCUGAUAGCCUUCAUGUGCAUCACUCUGCUAGUGGCCAGUCUGGUGUGCUUAACCCUACCAGUAUUCACUGGCCGCUGGCUGAUGUCCUUCUGGACAGGAAAUUCCAAAAUCCACGAGCUGUAUACAGCAGCAUGCGGUCUGUAUGUCUGCUGGCUGUCUAUCCGCGGAGUCACCGUUCUGAUGGCCUGGAUGCCGCAGGGACGCACUGUUAUCAUGCGCAAAGUCCAGGAGUGGACUCUGAUGAUCCUGAAGACCCUUGUUGUGGCUUUGCUGGUUGCUGGAGUUAUUCCACUGUUACUGGGCCUGCUGUUUGAACUGGUCAUUGUGGCUCCUCUCAGGGUACCCCUGGACCAAACACCCCUCUUCUAUCCCUGGCAGGAUUGGGCUCUUGGAGUGCUCCAUGCCAAAAUUAUUGCUGCCAUCACUCUCAUGGGUCCUCAGUGGUGGCUGAAGACUGUUAUUGAGCAGGUUUAUGCAAACGGAAUUCGCAACAUUGAUCUCCAGUUCAUCAUCCGUAAACUGGCAGCUCCUGUUAUCUCAGUCCUGCUGUUGUCCCUGUGUGUGCCAUACGUGAUCGCCGCCGGGGUGGUGCCUGCUGUAGGAGUUACUCCAGAGAUGGAGAUCCUAAUGCAGAGGAGAAUCUACCCAUUCCUCUUGAUGGUGGUUUCUCUUAUCGGCAUCCUUUCCUUCCAAAUUCGACAGUUUAAACGCCUUUAUGAACACAUCAAGAAUGACAAGUACCUGGUUGGCCAGAGGCUUGUCAACUACGAACGAAAAGCUGGCAGAGGAAGCUCAGUCCCUCCCCCUAACCCUGUCGCAGAGUAAAUUUUUGUGUCACAUGUUGCCACAUUUUUGCACCUUUUACCCUGCGUACGGCCUGUCCAAUCCUCCCCCCCCCCCAUCCUUUUUGAUUUUCAACUCAGUCCUUGGACUGUAAUCCUUUUUUUGAAUCUCCUGUGGAUCUUGGUGGAUUUAAUGGAUGUUGUUCAGUUUCCUUUCAUGCCCAUCAAACACGGGACAGAAAAAUGUAUCAUAAUCAUGGGACAGCAGAUUAAUCCCCUCAAACAAAACAAACGGAGUAGGCAGGAGGGUUAAAGGUUUGAUUUAAAGCUCGACAUCUGUAUUGUCAUCCAUGCCUUGCUUUGUAAAGUGCUGCCUGAUAAUUGUACAUGUGUAAAUAUUUUGAACGCAGACUUUGUCUUUAAAAAAAAAAGGACAGAUGUGGAUUAAUGCAAUGACCAUUGUACAUCUUAAAAGUGUAUGUAUAAUUUAUUAAAUCAAAAUGACAGUUUA